UGCGCAAGUCAGUGAGAAAGUUAACUCCUGAACUUCGUAGUCAGAAAAAUUCAGAUUUAUAAAAUAGCAGGGAAAACACCAUUGAGUUGACAUGGCAUUUCGCCGGAGGAACAAGAGUUACCCUUUCUUCAGCCAGGAAUUCUUAAUUCAAAACCAUGCCGACAUCGUGUUCAGUUUGGUGAUUUUCAUUUUGAUUGGAUUGAUGUUUGAGGCUACAGCCAAGACGGCCAUACUGUUCAUUCAGCCUCAGUACAAUGUCACCACACUAUCACCAGAGGGAGAGGUGACGUUUUACCAUUACGGAUGGAAGGACUGCGCCACCAUCCUCUUCUAUUUCUUCAUCGCCAUUAUCCUCCAUGCAGUGGUGCAGGAGUAUCUUCUGGAUAAAGUGAACCGGCGUCUCCACCUCUCCAAGAGCAAGAAUACCAAGUUUAAUGAGUCGGGUCAACUGUGUGUGUUUCACUUGGUGUCGAGUGUGUGGAGUUUUUACAUUCUCAUAACAGAGGGAUAUCUCUUACAUCCCAGCAGCCUUUGGGAGAACUAUCCCCAUGUACACCUCAGGUUUCAGGUGAAGUUUUUCUACCUCACUCAGCUGGCCUACUGGCUUCAUGCCUUGCCAGAGCUCUACUUCCAGAAAGUACGCAAGGAGGAGAUUUCUCGUCAGCUCCAGUACAUCUGCCUGUAUCUGCUUCACAUUUCAGCAGCCUAUUUGUUAAAUAUGACUCGGGUGGGUCUGGUACUCCUCUUUCUCCAGUAUGUGUCAGAACUGGGUCUCCACAUCGCCAGACUCUUUUACUUCACUGAUGAGAACCAUCAGAAAAUGUUUGACAUGUGGGCGGUCAGCUUUGUGUUUACACGGAUGGUCACUCUGACCUUGAUGUUCCUGGCUGUUGGGUUUGGUUUGGCUCGUGCUGAGAACCAGGGGCUGGACUGGGAGAUGGGCAACUUCAACACUGUACUGAUAAGGAUGACUGUUCUACUGCUGGUAUGUUUGACCCAAUCUUGGCUACUCUGGAAGUUCAUCCGCUUCCAGCUGAGGCGCUGGAGGGAGUUCAGACAUGAACAAGCUGUUCGCAAGAAGGCUGCCACAAAACAAGCCCUACGGCCACUGAAGAGAGACUCGCUUGGUCACCAUGAAAACGGAGUUCUUAAAGCUGAGAACGGAGCCUCUCCUCGGACCAAAAAACUCAAAUCCCCAUAAGGCAAAACACUGACUGGCCUGAACAGUGGCCUUAGCCCUGGCUAAGGUUUCUCAUCAGCACAACAAGGAAGCUGGCGGCCACUGGCCACCAAGCUUCUUGUUGAGUAUGUCCUGAGAUGUUACAGAGACUCAGUCACUACAGACUUAGGCUUGAAUGCUGGAAAAUGAAAUCCAAGGAAAUCCCUCGAGCCCGACAGACAUUUACUCAUCAUAUCAGUAUUUUUUUAUACACCCACGCAGCCUGCUAUCCCACCCUAAGGAGCACCAUUGUAUACAGAAAGAUUAAAAUGUAAAGUGAGAGCACACGUUACUGUGUGUGUUGAAUGAAUGUGUUGAUGCAUAUCCUCAUACAUAAGUACUGUAUUGGUCGUAGUGUUGUCUGAUGUUGCAGCUGUUUUCAGCUCUUCCCAUUGAGCCGGCUUCGCUUGUUUUCUUGUCUGGUCCAUUGGAGCAGAAAAAUGUGUGAGCUUACUGUAUGCUGGCCUUAACAUAAUCUCUUUACUGUGUCAAUGAAGGGAUUUUGGCCAAUAGAGUGGUCGAGUGGUCACGUGGGCUCCCCCCCAAUGAUUUAUGUCUGUUUAAAAUCCUACAUUUGUCACUGGUCACUUAACAGAUAAGCAUCAAGUAUGUAUGUUGGAUAUUACUGCAUGCCAUUCCAUGUUUUUUUUCUUUUUCUUUUAAUUGUUUUGUUAAUUACUUUAUUAAAUAAUGCAAUUUUCUGAA
Messenger RNA from Dicentrarchus labrax (European seabass), 1924 nucleotides. It is a transcript of the gene tram2, whose product is annotated as translocation associated membrane protein 2. The transcript is spliced from 11 exons. The record is from RefSeq and is a predicted model, not a curated record. Gene Ontology annotation, biological process: protein insertion into ER membrane; SRP-dependent cotranslational protein targeting to membrane, translocation. NCBI's taxonomy places the organism in Eukaryota, Metazoa, Chordata, Actinopteri, Moronidae. The coding region runs from base 92 to 1201 and encodes 369 amino acids. Gene Ontology annotation, cellular component: endoplasmic reticulum membrane.